This is a messenger RNA of Rosa chinensis, 2526 nucleotides long. RefSeq lists its product as uncharacterized. The transcript is spliced from 4 exons. The record is from RefSeq and is a predicted model, not a curated record. Bases 1 to 2526 code for a protein of 841 amino acids. Gene Ontology annotation, molecular function: RNA-DNA hybrid ribonuclease activity; nucleic acid binding. NCBI's taxonomy places the organism in Eukaryota, Viridiplantae, Streptophyta, Magnoliopsida, Rosales, Rosaceae.
AUGGAUUUGGAUAUUCUUAGUUGGAAUUGCAGGGGUAUCUGCAACGAUUCAACUGUUAGGGCUUUGAAGGAUUUGAUCUCUCAAAACAGGCCCCAAAUCAUCUUUCUUUGUGAGACAAAGAUCAGUAAUCUGGGAGAUUUCACAGCACUGAAGCAUGCGUUGGGGUUUUCGUAUGCAAAGGAGGUUCUGAGUGAUGGUCAAGCAGGUGGCUUGGGUGUAUUCUGGAACGAUGAAGUCAGAGUGCAGAUGGGGACUGUCUCCGAGCAUCAUAUCGAUAUGGUAAUUUUUGGAGGUCCUGGUGAUCCGAGAUGGAGGCUGACAUGCUUUUAUGGGUAUGCCAGAACAUCAGAACGUGACCGCUCAUGGAAACUAUUGCAGGAUCUUUGUGACCUUGAUUCUCUUCCUUGGGUAGUUAUCGGUGACUUCAAUGAGAUCUUAAAUAAUGGAGAGAAGAUUGAUGGCCCUGUUAGGGCUGAAAGACAAAUGCGAGGGUUCCGAGAUGCCUUAGGCUACUGUGAUCUUCUUGACCUAGGUUUUCAGGGUUGUCAGUCAACUUGGUGGAAUUCAGAGACUCAACUUCGCCUUGACAGGGCAGUUUGCACGCCUUCUUGGUGUGAUCUGUUUGGGUAUGCUAAGGUCGUACACUUACCUCCAAGUGAUUCGGACCAUAUCCCCAUCUUAUUGCGUGCUAGUACGAUCCCACUCCCAACUCGUCCUAAACAUCAUAGAUUCAAGUUCGAGGCUUUCUGGCUCCAACAUGCUGAAUGUAAUCCUCUUGUGGAACAAGCCUGGCAGAUUGAUGUCACUGGUAACCCCAUGUUCCAAGUAACAAAGAAAAUUGCUUAUACUAGAAUGGAACUUGAUAAAUGGCAGAAAAGAACUUUCAAAAUGCGUCAACAGCAGAUGAUGGGAAUACGAACUAGACUUGAAGAGUUAAUGGAUUGUACAAUCACAGUUGCUGUUCAAGAAGAGAAGAAAGAUUUGAUGGAUCGUCUGCAUGCUUUUCUAUCCCAGGAGGAAGCCUUUUGGAGGCAGAGAUCAAAGAUUACAUGGUUAAAAGAGGGAGAUAGAAACACUGGCUUCUUUCACCGAAAGGUAGCAAACAGAAAGCGACAUAACACCAUUCAAGGUUUGUAUGAUGAAGACGGAAAUUGGGUGGAGGAUAAUGAUGGUAUGGAGCGAGUAGUCACUUCUUAUUUUACUACGAUCUUCACUGCCUCGGAUGUUGAUAUGGAAGCAAUAACUAUGACCAUUGAAGCAAUUCAACCUAGUGUUACACAGGAGAUGAAUGUUCAAUUAUGUGCACCGUAUACUAGUGAGGAGGUCAAACGGGCACUUUUUCAGAUGUACCCUACCAAAUCACCUGGACCGGAUGGCAUGCCGCCAUUAUUUUUUCAACAUUAUUGGGAGACCAUUGGUGAGGAUGUGACGGAAGCAGUGUGUAACUUUUUACAUUCAGUGCAAUAUUCUUUUCUGGUACGAGGAAGGCCUAGAGGCUUGGUGACUCCUAGCAGAGGUCUGCGACAAGGUGAUCCACUUUCACCGUAUUUAUUUUUGCUUGGAGCAGAAGGCUUUUCGGCUCUUCUACAACAAAAACAGGCUGCAGGACUACUUCCGGGGAUUGAGGUUUGUAAUGAGGCUCCUUCAGUCAAUCACUUACUUUUUGCUGAUGAUAGCAUGUUGUAUGGACAAGCUUCUUUGGAGGAUUGUUUUCAGAUUCUGGAGGUGUUCGAAACUUAUGGAAGAGCUUCAGGACAGGUUGUUAACUUUAACAAAAGUUCUGUUGUUUUUAGUAAAAAUGUUUCCGAGUGUAUGCAAGAUGAGGUAGCUAGCCUUUUGGGGGUGGAGAUAGUUGAUUCUCAUGAGAAAUACCUAGGGCUUCCGACUUAUGUUGGCCGUAAGAAAACUGCUACAUUUCAGUACAUCAAAGACAACUUAGCAAAAAAGUUGACGAAUUGGCAAGGAAAGCUUUUGAGUGGCGCUGGAAAAGAUAUUUUAAUCAGGGUGGUGGCUCAAGCUUUACCAACGUCAAUGUCUCGACUACAUGAUUACCGCUUUCAUAAUUCAAAGUUAAGGAGUGAAGCAAUUAGAUGUCUGAGGGUUGAGAAAUGGAAGCCUCCUUCAAUUGGAACUCUCAAAGUUAAUAUUGAUGGUUCAUUCUAUGAGUCUACAAGACAAGGUGGAUUUGGAUUUGUGAUACGGGAUUCAGAUGGACAAUUUAUUGUUGGUGGGGGAGGUCCUCUCAGUCAAUUGUUAUCUCCAGAACAUGCAGAACUUUCAGCUUUUCAAGCUGCUCUAGAUUAUAUAAUGGAACAUGACAUGCAACCGGUGGUAGUGGAGACUGACUCUACCAAGGUCCAGCGCCAACUGACUAUUGCUGCUAUGCCUAACACAUCUACACUAGGAAGGGUGUAUGAUGACCUGUUGAUGUUACUGGAGUCACAGCCAAAUGUGACUAUUGUGCAUGCUAGAAGAGAUGCCAACAACAGUGGUGUUCGAUCACCUGGUGUCUGUCGUGCUGCUUAG